UAUGCUACCACCAAUAUUUAACAAAACAAACUCAAGUCACACACAACAAAACACUACGCAAAACAACCAUAUAUAUGGCAGAAGAAAACACUCCUGUUCUCUCCCUGAAUGUAGAACCUUCUGUAACUGACGAAAUUACAACAAACAAUAAUGUAACAAACACAAUUACAGAGCUUACAGUAGAAGAAGUGAUUGAAAAUUAUGUGGGUUCAUUCGGAUACUUGCAAAUAAUCCAAGCUUUUUUGGUGUCAUUGGCAUGGAUGUUUGAUGCUCAGAGUACUCUGGUCACCAUCUUCAGUGACGCCGAACCCGAAAGAUGGAGAUGCAAGCCAAAUCAUACGUGUAAUGGGUUGCAAAGUGGUAAGGGAAUAUCAGUAUGUGGGCUUGAACAAGAUAGUUGGGUAUGGGAAGGUGGAAAACAUAGUACAAUAUUAGCUGAAUGGGGACUUGUUUGCAACCAUAAGUUUCUUGCUUCUCUUCCUGCUUCUUGCUUCUUCCUUGGCUCUCUCAUAGGUUCAGCAAUAUAUGGACGUUUAGCUGAUUCAUUCCUUGGAAGAAAGAAGACCUUAAUACUAGCAUGCUUGCUAACCGCCAUCACUGCACUCCUUACCUCUUUCUCACCAAACAUAUGGACUUACGCUGUUCUUCGUUUCUUCAAUGGCUUAACUCGGUCCGGAAUCGGAAUCUGUUGUCUAGUCCUUGCAACCGAAGUUGUUGGUCGAAAAUGGCGAGGUCAAGUUGGUCAAUAUGGUUUUCUCUUCUUUACUCUAGGGUUCCUCUCCCUUCCUCUUAUAGCAUUCUACACUAAAUCUUGUUGGAGAUCUCUUUACCGGGUUCUUUCGAUCGUUGUCUUUGUCUACUCCAUUGUUGUACUCCCUUUUGUCUUAGAAUCUCCUCGUUGGCUUCUUAUACGAGGGAGGAAAACGGAAGCUCACUCAAUUUUAACCAAGCUAGCUACUCGAAAUGGGAGAAUUCUUCCUGCUAACAUUCAACUAACAGACUCGUGUUUUUCGAAGAAUGAUCCUAGCAAGAAUAUGAGCCUGUGGGAGUGUAAAUGGGCAAGGAUAAGGAUGAUGAAGGCAAUGAUAGCAGGUUUUGGGGUUGGAUUUGUGUAUUAUGCAGUUCAAUUGAACGUCGAAAACUUGAAUUUUUCCAAGUAUCUGAGUGUUGCCAUCAAUGCAUUAUUGGAGAUUCCUGCUGUCUUUAUAGGGGGGUUCCUUCUAGUUUUUAUGAAACGCCGCCUGCUGCUUUCGGUUUCAUGUUUUGUUGCAGGGGGCUCAUGCUUACUUUGCAUCAUCUUCACCGACGGCAAUGGAGGGACUAUAGGGAAUUGGAUACAACUAGGGAUUGAAGGUAUUGGAUUCAUGGCUGCUUCGGUUGCUUUCGAUAUUAUGUUUGUGUACUGCAUUGAGCUAUUUCCAACAAAUGUGAGGAACUUUGCUGUUUCACUGAUGCGUCAAGCGUUAGUACUAGGGGGUGCGGUGGCGCCUUUGUUGGUGGUUCUUGGGCGAUUAAGCGCUAUGUUUUCAUUUAUGGUGAUUGGGGGAUUAUCAAUUCUAAGUGGAUUAGUGAGCUUGUGGCUUCCAGAAACUAAAAGUACUCCUCUUUUUGACACUUUGGAGCAACAAGAAAAGGAAGAGAAGUUACAUAGUCAAGAAAUAAGUUCAUAAGAUAAACCUAAUGUGAGUGUUGUACUAAUUAAUGGCUUAUGAUAGUGCGCCAGAGAUAUGUAUCAAAGUAUAUUAUGAUCUUAUAUAAGGAAGGAAUAUUUUGUUGUUGGGCAAAUAUCCUUGAGUCAAACUAUCUAACUAAUCACUAACCUAAAUAUAUUGAUAAGUUAGUUAAGGGUAUUCUUCUACAGGGAGUAAGGAGAAUCACCGACAAGUGUUAUUUGUAAUAAGUUACGCCGAAUUGAGGAUUAAAGAACGAAAAAUAUA
Molecule: messenger RNA, 1937 nt
Organism: Chenopodium quinoa (quinoa)
Lineage: Eukaryota; Viridiplantae; Streptophyta; Magnoliopsida; Caryophyllales; Amaranthaceae
Product: organic cation/carnitine transporter 1-like
Exons: 3
Coding region: 75-1670 (531 amino acids)
Biological process (GO): transmembrane transport
Cellular component (GO): membrane
Molecular function (GO): transmembrane transporter activity
Source: RefSeq, a predicted model, not a curated record